This is a messenger RNA of Melitaea cinxia (Glanville fritillary), 2338 nucleotides long. It is a transcript of the gene Gk2, whose product is annotated as glycerol kinase-like. The record is from RefSeq and is a predicted model, not a curated record. The transcript has 13 exons. Lineage: Eukaryota; Metazoa; Arthropoda; Insecta; Lepidoptera; Nymphalidae. Gene Ontology annotation, molecular function: glycerol kinase activity. Gene Ontology annotation, biological process: glycerol-3-phosphate biosynthetic process; glycerol metabolic process; triglyceride metabolic process. The coding region runs from base 50 to 2161 and encodes 703 amino acids. Gene Ontology annotation, cellular component: mitochondrion.
GUGCACAAAAUUUAGUGUUGUCGUAUAGGUGUGUACGAAAAGAAACAUAAUGAGUUUGAAGAAGAUUUUAAAGAGACAGAAAACAAAUUACGGAAACGAGAUGCCAGUACGAGACGGCUCCAAAAAGUCACUAAUAGGAGUCAUUGACGAUGGUACCAAGACAGUCAGAUUCGUGAUAUACGAAGCAGAAAGAUCAGAAGAGUUAGUCUCACAUCAACUAGACAAAACAGAGAUCCAGCCGCAGGAAGGAUGGUACGAACAGGAUCCUAUGGAAAUUAUACAUCAUAUAAAAAUAUGCGCAGAAAAUGCUAUCGAACAAUUAAAUGAAUUUGGAUACACGAAAGAAGAUAUAGUUGCAUUGGGUAUCACAAAUCAGAGAGAGACUACGAUAGCGUGGGACAAAUUUACCGGCGAACCCUUACAUCCAGCUAUAAUCUGGAACGAUAUCCGCACAGAUAGUACGGUAGACGCAAUACUAGCAAAAGUACCGGAUCGUAAUAAAAAUUAUCUAAAAAAUGUAUCCGGUUUACCAAUCAGCCCAUAUUUCAGUGCAUUAAAAAUGAGAUGGCUUAAAGAUAAUAUAAAGGCAGUGAGACGAGCGAGUAGGGAUAAAAGGCUGUUGUUUGGUACUGCCGACUCUUGGAUUGUUUGGAACUUAACUGGCGGUCCCCAUGGAGGUCUUCAUAUAACAGACGUAACGAAUGCUUCACGGACUCUUCUUAUGAAUUUGGAAACUUUGAAUUGGGAUCCCAUGUUAUGUAGACUAUUUGGUAUUCAUAGAGAUUCACUACCACAAAUACGAACCAGCGCAGAAAUAUACGGUGUAGUCAAAGAUGGAUCGAUUUUAGACGGAAUCACCAUAUCAGGAAUUCUCGGGAACCAACAAGCAGCAUUAGUAGGUCAGAAUUGCCUUCAAGCCGGUCAAGCGAAAAACACAUACAGAAGCGGAUGUUUCCUACUCUACAACACAGGAACUAGGAGAGUUCAAUCAGCACACGGCCUUCUAACAACCGUGGCAUACAAAUUAGGACCUAAUUCACCGGCUGUGUACGCUUUAGAAGGAUCAAUCGCAGUAGCGGGUGGGGCGAUGAAGUUUCUCCGAGACAAUUUGAAGUUAAUAAAAGAACCUCAAGAGACAGAACAUAUAGCCGGACAAGUUUUUUCUACUGGAGACGUUUAUUUUGUACCCGCUCUUAAUGGAUUGUAUGCGCCAUAUUGGAGAAAGGAUGCUAGAGGUAUUAUCUGCGGUUUGACUGCAUUUACGACGAAAAACCAUAUUAUACGAGCUGCUUUGGAAGCAGUAUGUUUUCAAACUAGGGAUAUUUUAGAAGCAAUGAACAAAGACUGCGGAAUGCCUUUAUCCAAGCUUCACGUGGACGGAUGGAUGACUUCAAACGAUCUAUUGAUGCAAUUGCAGGCUGAUCUCACUGGGAUACCAGUUUUGCGUCCCACAUCGUGGGAUAUGUCAGCGUUGGGCGUGGGUGUGGCUGCUGGGCAUGCGGUCGGAGUGUGGGCAAUCGAUCGUUGGAAACAUACCGCUAUAUCCUCACAUACCUUUCUACCCACCACUACUGACGACGAUCGCGAUGCGAGGUACACAAAAUGGAAGAUGGCGGUACAGCGGUCACUUGGAUGGGCGACCACUAAGAAAUCCAUCACAAUGACAGGUUUGAAAAGAAAAAAUAGCAUUUUAUCAAGCUCCGAUACUUUGACACCGCCCGACAGUAGACAAAACUCCUUGGACAAAAACGUACCCAUAGACGAAGGCGUAGACAAUUCUAUAGAGGAACUCAUACAAUAUUCGGCUCGAAAGUUUUCGGUAUUUGUGCCCUUGCAAGUGCCAAAAGACGAACACACAAUUUUAGACGACUUAGAGUAUUUUAUGAAUAAAAAGGAAUGCGAUUACGACAUGUGCCAGUGUUGCGAGAGUAAAAAAAAAUUGCAUACAGAUUGGAAAACGAUUGAAGAGAUAAUUGAGAAUGAUCCGGAAAUUAUUUUCGAUAGCGAUGACAAUCCAAUAUUUGUCGAGCCGAAAAAUGAUCAUAUGUACGAACCAACGCCGGUUAUUGGGAAUAGUAUGAAAAAAAGAUUGCAGUUGGAGAAAAUACCGGUCAUAUUUAAAAAUAUCUGCGAUAAAUUAACUGACACGUCUCUGACGUGAAUUAGACGAAAUAAGACAUCGAAUAUUCAUAUUUUAAAACCUCUCCUGUAGUCAGUAUUGUUCCAUAAAUGUAUCACGUAUAUAUUUUUAUUAUAAUUUAAAUAUUAAAUAUAUGUAACGGUUCACGUACAUUAAGGGUACUAACUUGACCUCAAAAUAAACGUAUUAUUUUACCUA